This is a messenger RNA of Acomys russatus (golden spiny mouse), 1332 nucleotides long. RefSeq names its product mevalonate kinase (gene Mvk). The transcript has 11 exons. The coding region runs from base 110 to 1297 and encodes 395 amino acids. NCBI's taxonomy places the organism in Eukaryota, Metazoa, Chordata, Mammalia, Rodentia, Muridae. The record is from RefSeq and is a predicted model, not a curated record. Gene Ontology annotation, cellular component: cytoplasm. Gene Ontology annotation, molecular function: ATP binding; mevalonate kinase activity. Gene Ontology annotation, biological process: isoprenoid biosynthetic process; cholesterol biosynthetic process.
GACGCGCCCGCCUCCGUGGGGCUCUGCCCUCCGGGAUGGAGAAGACCGGGAGCUGCCGCGGUGGCUUCUGCUCACCUGGACGCUGGCCGUGGCAGGAGUCUCAGGAGCCAUGUUGUCAGAGGUCCUGCUGGUAUCUGCUCCGGGGAAAGUCAUCCUCCAUGGAGAACAUGCUGUGGUCCACGGCAAGGUCGCGCUGGCCGUGGCCUUGAACUUGAGGACAUUCCUCCUGCUUCGACCGCAGAGCAGUGGGAACGUGAGCCUCAGUUUACCAAACAUCGGUAUUAAGCAGGUCUGGGAUGUGGCCCAGCUUCAGCUGGUGGACACGGGCUUUCUUGAGCAAGGUGAUGUGCCAGCACCCACCCCAGAGCACCUGGAGAAGAUAAAGAAGGUGGCCGGCCUCCCCGAGGACUGUGUCGGCAACGAGGGCCUGGCCGUGCCUGCCUUCCUCUACCUGUACCUGGCUAUCUGCCGGAAGCAGAGGACACUCCCAAGCCUGGACAUCACGGUGUGGUCGGAACUGCCCCCAGGGGCAGGCUUGGGCUCCAGCGCCGCCUACUCCGUUUGUUUGGCAGCCGCCCUGUUGACUGCCUGUGAGGAGGUCACCAACCCCCUCAAGGACAGGGGCUCCAUCAGCAGGUGGCCUGAGGCAGACCUGGAGUUGAUUAACCAGUGGGCCUUCAAGGGGGAGAAAGUGAUCCAUGGGAACCCCUCUGGCGUGGACAAUGCCGUCAGCACCUGGGGAGGAGCCCUGCGCUACCAGCAAGGGAAGAUAACAUCUUUGAAGAGGCUCCCCGCUCUGCAGAUCCUGCUCACCAACACCAAGGUCCCACGAAGCACCAAGGCCCUUGUGGCUAUCGUCAGAAGCAGGCUAACCAAGUUCCCUGAGAUUGUGGCCCCGCUCUUGACCUCAAUUGACGCAAUAUCCCUGGAGUGCGAGCGCGUGCUAGGAGAGAUGGUGGCAGCGCCGGUUCCGGAACAUUACCUUGUACUAGAAGAGCUGAUGGACAUGAAUCAGCAUCAUCUGAAUGCCCUCGGCGUGGGCCACACCUCCCUGGACCAGCUCUGCCAGGUUACGGCAGCACACGGACUGCACAGCAAGCUGACAGGUGCUGGUGGCGGUGGCUGUGGCAUCACCCUCCUGAAGCCAGGUCUAGAGCGAGCCAAAGUGGAGGCUGCCAAGCAGGCCCUAACCGGCUGCGGGUUUGACUGUUGGGAGACCAGCAUUGGAGCACCUGGGGUCUCCGUGCACUCAGCCGACUCCAUAGAUGACCCUGUCCGACAAGCCCUGGGCCUCUGACACCGUGGUCCUGCCAAGAAGUCUCUCACUGGAGU